Equus caballus (horse) is the source of this 6749-nucleotide messenger RNA. It is a transcript of the gene EIF4EBP2, whose product is annotated as eukaryotic translation initiation factor 4E binding protein 2. The record is from RefSeq and is a predicted model, not a curated record. Gene Ontology annotation, molecular function: eukaryotic initiation factor 4E binding. Gene Ontology annotation, biological process: negative regulation of translational initiation. Gene Ontology annotation, cellular component: cytoplasm. Lineage: Eukaryota; Metazoa; Chordata; Mammalia; Perissodactyla; Equidae.
CGGCGGCGGCGGCGGCGGCUGAGAGGGCGGCGGCGGGAGCGGAGCGGGACGAGGGAGCGAGAGGAAGCGAGCGAGGAGCGAGCGGAGCGCGCCCAGCCCCGCCCGCCCUUCCGCCCUCCGGAGGAGCCGGAGCAGCCCGGGCCCCCAGCCGCCGCCGCCGCCGCCGCCCGCCAGCCCGCCCGCCGGACAAAGCCCGAGAGCCCGCGCCCAGAGCCAUGUCCUCGUCCGCCGGCAGCGGCCACCAGCCCAGCCAGAGCCGCGCCAUCCCCACCCGCACCGUGCCCAUCAGCGACGCCGCGCAGCUACCUCAUGACUAUUGCACCACGCCCGGGGGGACGCUCUUCUCCACCACGCCGGGAGGAACCCGAAUCAUUUAUGAUCGAAAAUUUCUUUUGGAUCGUCGCAAUUCUCCUAUGGCUCAGACUCCACCCUGCCAUCUGCCCAAUAUCCCAGGAGUCACCAGCCCUGGCACCUUAAUCGAAGACUCCAAAGUAGAAGUAAACAAUUUGAACAACUUGAACAAUCAUGACAGGAAGCAUACAGUUGGGGAUGAUGCUCAGUUUGAGAUGGACAUCUGACUGUCCUGCAAACAUCAGAAGAAAAGCAGCAACCCUGAUACCUGUCUGUACCUGAUUUGGCCAUUAGGAUCAACGAUGAGAAGACAGAGAGGCAGUCCAGCUGUCCCGCUGCAUCUCCACCUCCUCCUCCUCCUCCGGUGCCAAAUGAUGCAAAGAUGAGCUUCAUCUGACCAUUUCCUCUCCCUGCUUCCUGGUCCCAUUCCUGCUUAGACAGAUUAGAUUGAAGGCCCUUGGCAUAUUUCUGUAGAACUAAGCAGCCCACAGAGGAAAACAUUUAAUCUCUGGCUUCCCUCCCACCCCACCAAAUUUUUUUUUAUCCCAAAUCAAAUAUCACUCUACCAACAAUUGCCUGGCUGGGAAGUUUUCUGGGAGGUGAUACAGAGGUCUGGUGGGUUCGCCAUUAUUCAUAUUCUUACCCUCUGUCUCUCCUCCCUGUCUCCCGCCCGUGUUUCAGUGCUGCAAGAGUCUGGGUUUGGGGUCUUCAAAACCAUCAGGGAAAUGAUAAACAGGAAGAGAGCUGCUUUGCCUUUUACCUUGACGUGUUUGUCCUUGGGGACAGAACACAGCUUGUGCAACUCUAGUAACAUUACCCUGUGACACUGUUUUGAGGUCCACUUUCCCUCCUUCCUCUGGGAGGAAUGUCUUCUGUCUUUAGUAUUAUGGUUCGUCUUCCCAUUCCUUUACUUAGCACAUGUGUGCAAAAAUCUUUAAACUCUACAUCAUAGUAUUCUGUGGAUGAUACCUAAGAAUGACCUUGGAAGAGCACUGAACCAUUUGAGUACGCAGUCUCAGUAGUCAUUGUUUUUCAAUCCAAUGAGCAUUAUGAUAUUUAUUGUCUCUGAUUCCAGUUUCUUAGGUUUUGAGUUUAAAGUUGACUUUCAGAGUGCUCUAGAGAAGAACUAAACUUAUUUUCUUUGUGGACCUGUUUGGCUGCUGAGAUAGAUAAGCAUGGGCUUAAAAAAUGUGUUCCUCCCAGUUUUCUUGCCUUUCUCAUCAUACCCUAAAUUUCCCUUCUUCCCUCCUUCCCUCUUUCCCUCUCCUUCCUUCUCUGCCAGGCCAUUUUUUCAAAUGUACAUCAAAGAUACCUCAAGUGUUGGUAUCUGAUAAUAUCUGUCACUCCUCUUAUCUGAGGAGUGACCUUUUAUUUUUAAGAUGACUACAGACCUAUUUUUAGACGUUUUCAGUACAGUUUUGAACAGCAACUUUUUAAUUACACAUCUUCCAGUGUUAGGAAGGUGAGAAUUGUCUGUAGGCGAGUCUGCUGUUCCACGUUACCAUCCUUGUCUCCCGCAGUCCCUUAUGAGCACCUUCCUUCUCCCUCUAGUUCUGGUGUGCGUGUUUGGAGUUGUAGAGGGUGGUUUGUAAACUGGACCAUUCUGCCUUGCCGUGGGUUGUUCGUGAAAGCCUCGUGCUGCUCCCUCACCCUUUGCUUUCCAUCCCGCCUGCUUCCCACCCUGCUCUCCCCACCGUUGACUGGCACCGUAGUCCUGGGAGAGUGACUCCCCUCGUAGAAAGACAAGUAAAGUAGCCAUUGAUGUCCUGGGAAUUGCUGGUUGGAUUUGGUGCUCUGAGCCCUCUUGUUAAGAGAUCAGAUCCCAGGGUGAGAGUAACAGACCAACUGGCUAAGAAAGAAAGCUAUUGGCUUUGGAACUGUGAAAAGACCUUGUUUGCAAAUACGUUUUAGACAUAAGAGAGGAAGGAUGUCUGAGGAACUUUGUUCUGUUUUCUGCUACAAAAUGUGAAUAGUUCAAAGAGUGAAACCUUUUGUGAUGGUUGAUGUCUCUCAGGAAUAAGCUGGAUCUCCAGGGCUUUGGGGAUGCUUUCAGUCUCAAAAAUUGAUGAUCAGAAAAGUAUUUUUUGUUUGUUUGUUUAAUGUAUACCCGUUCUGAUUCUAAUUAAACUCUAAACUUCACCUUACAUACUCUUGGGAGAACUUAAGUUGCACCCUAAUUUGCACGAGAAGCUUGCUCAGGACCUCUUUGUCCCCUGGGAGCUUGGUUCUUUGGGAAUGAAGUUUUCCAUUCUUCAUACUCUAGCCUUGCCUUCUGUGGCAUCUGACUUCAGCUACAGCUGGUCAGUCUGUCAGUGAGCAGAAGAGCAUCCGCUCUGGAUCUUUAUUCCUGCACAUGAAAACUUGGCUUCCUCACUGAACAAUGGGGAGUGGAUUUAAAACAUGCUAGCUGGAAUAGUGUCAAGGUGCCAUCUUCCCCAUUUUCUCCAUCAUGGGGAAUCUCUGCACGUGGCCCCCUAAUUGGAGGCCAUGUUUCUAGUUUCUUGGUGGGGUCAGCUUUUUAACAGAGCAGCCUCCCAUCCGUUAGCCUUCUCUUCAGGGACCUCCUUAGUGCUUGGUGUGGUUCUUUCCUGGAGACUGCUGCGACCUGAGCUACCUUAACCUCCAUAAAUUGGUGUUUUAAAGAAUUUCACGAGGCAACAGGUACACUUCUGGCAGAUGACACCUUUGUACCAUGCCUCAUUGUUUUCAGGGCAGCCAGAAUCCAGUAGGUGGUGUACUUCUGGAUGUUUGGAAGGAAAUUCACAGGUGAAACCUCAAUGAAUCGUCUGGCUUUUUGGGGGGAGGGGACACCUGUAGGACACAGUUUGAGUGAGAUGGUUCUUAAAAUCUUAGUAAUCAUUUCUACUUUUUAUGAAGAAACCAUGUUUCUAUAUUUCUGGGGACAAUCCAUCUUAAUGAGAAAUGACCUUCUCCCUCCAAAUUCCAGCAGGAGACGUGCAUUGUCAUGGUUCUGCCUUCUUCAUAGUGUGGUUCAUUGAGUUCACAACUUCCUCAAAUUUUUCUGUUUAGCUACAGCAUUCUCAAGAGCACAGUGUAGAGAAGCUGGCUUCUAUGAAUUGGGCUUCCAAGCCAAGAGUUUUGUCCUGUAUUAGUAAUCUAUUGCUGUGUAACAAAUUACCCCCAAUUAAAAUCUUAAAAGAGCAAACAUUACCUGUCAGUUUCUGUGCGUUAGGAAUUUGGAAGCGGCUUAGUCUGACCAUUCUGGCCCAGGGGCUCAGGAAGUUGCAGUCAGGAUGUCCACAGGAUCUACAGUUAUCCAGAGCUGGAGAAUCCACUUCUGAACUCUCUCUUUGUAGCCGUUGGCUAUAAAGUUUGUUCCCCUGUGAGUCUGUCUGUAGAGCAGCAUGAGCGUCCUCACACCAUGGCAGCUGGCUUCCCCGAGUGAGUGAUCUCAGAGAGAGGGGGCAAGGAGGAAUCUGUGGUGCCUUUUAUGACAGUCUUGAAAGCACACACUGUCACUUCUUCCUUAUUCUGUUUCUUAGAAGCAACACUCGAGGGGAGGGACAUUACACCCCACCUACUGAAUGGAGCAGUAGCACAGAAUUUGUGGAUAUAUCUUAAAACCACCUCACCCCCAAAAGGGGAUGAAACCAGGUCAACAGUAAGGGUAGGUUUAAAUUAGGUGAUAGGCUGAGAAAGCAGAGUAAUUGUUGCUACUAAGAACAGUUCUCUAAGACGUGUAUCUACCAACUGGGACAGAAGACAGACUUUCUCUCUUUACCCAAAGCCACCUGCUGGUGUUGAGAGGGGUGAUGAGAAAUGGCAGUUCCCAGGAGAAUACAGUAUCUGUGCAUUUGCCUGACUACCAGCAGCCCAAGGAUGCUUCUUUGCAAGUCCUAGGCUUGGUGCGAAAGACCCAAUACCACUUACCUGUUACCUCUUAGCCGGGAAUUGACAAAGGGACUUCGAUCCUUCUAGCUGAUCCACUGAAGCUGACUUAAUUGGCUUCAGGGUUGUCAAGCAGAGGGAGCAAACGUGAAUUAGAUCUUGAGUUACUGGCUGAAGAAAACCUAACGGUUCAGAUUUGGGGUGAAAUAGCAUCCAGAAGCCAGCUCUCCACGAGAGUUGAUGCUUGGCACCUGGUUUCUCCAGCCACACCAGCUGGAACAGACUUGGGUUGGGCCUCUCACCCAAGAAGCCACUUCUCAGUAAAGUAGGGAGCAUCUGGGAUUAGAAAUGUCUGUGCUUGAUUGCUCCUUUAAAUCCAGCGUGCCAUUGAUUCUGCAUGCCCACCUCAUCCUGGCCUUCCUGAUGGAAAUAGGUUAAGAGAACCAGUCCUGUCUUCACCCUCGAGAGAAACUUAGGUGAGGCUGGUCAGUUCAGUGCUUUCUUAGUGCAUGUCUGCUGUAUGUUUCUGGCACCCAUGCCCAACCAGGUUUUUAGAGAUUUCAGACAUCUUAAAGAUGCAAAUGCUUCCCAGCAUUUUUGUUUGUGUAGCCCUGCUUGCUUUAGCGUAUGCUUGAAUAAAAAGCAUUGCAGCUAAGGCAGCUGUAAGAAAAAGGUACUUCUUCAGAAGUAAGCAACUCAUCUUUAAAGCACCCUCAAAUGAAUUUUGUUUUUCCUUCUUAUGUUGAGGUAGAGUCAAAAUAGAUGGUGUUUUAUUUUUUGCUGUUUGGGUUACCAGCUCUGUGGACUCUCCGACCUUCCCUUCCCAGUUCACACAUUUCCAUUAGGAUGCAGCCUGCUGGAUGUAUGCAUUUCACCCCGAGUCCAUCGGUCAGCCAGUACACAUUGAGUGCCUGCUUUCAGUCAAGGCAGCUGAUGUGAGGGGCUCAUCGUGUUGGCAGCAAUAUCCCAGCAGCAGUCUUUUUCUAUUCUCCCUGUCUUGGAUGCUCCGGGGGGUAUCAGGCAUCUUGGCUGCUUGAAGCCUGGGCCCUCAGCCCUUUGCAUUCUCCUUAGAGAGGAGGCCUGCUGCCCUUCUCUUUCUGGGUCGGAACUUCUCAUUCUUGGCAUGUUUCUGGACUACAUGCAUAUGGGCAGCUAUUCAUUAAUCUGCAGAACCCAAUGUCAGCCAUCCAUGAUGUCUGGAGCGGGUAGCAUUCGUUUCAAAGAAGCCUCGUUUCUCGGGGAGGGCGAUUUCUGUCUAGACUUUGAAGGGGGUGUAGUUACCACACAUACCCCCCGGUUCCUUACCUCUCAGCUUUUAAUAAAAGAUGAAAUCAGAUCUUGAGGCACCUGGGUCACAAUUAGAAUGCUUAUCCCCAAGAGGCAUUUCUUAUUCUGGUAAUGGCGUUCCAGUUUAGUAUUGGAGUUUCCUUGAGCUAGCUCACCGAAAUUUCUUACCGAAGGCUAAGGAUGAUUGAUGCGUACUUAUUUUUUCAAACAAUCAUUCAUGUUUCUUUCCUACCCUCUGGAAUUUAAAUUUCUUUCUCUGGGCUGGUCCUGGAAGUUGAUAGGUUUUGGCAAAGCUUUAGAAGUCUUUCGAGUCCCUACUUCGAUGGUUGGUGGUUGCGCUUUGCCUAACUCCUGCAGCCCUGGCAGACUCUACUGUGUGGAUGCCCGCUGGAAGAUACUGCCAGGAGGAGGCACAUUUCUGGGGCAUUUACACUCUCGCUCUGCCACCUUUCUUGAGUGGGGGCUGGCAGAGAGGCUGCGAUGCUUGAUAAUCAUUUGGCCGUAUUGAAAUUUCCAAAGGGAGCUCUUGCUGGUGCUUAAAACCAAAAUUCCUAGACACUUCAAACUUAGAGAAUUCCAUGAAUCUAGCACAGAAUAUCCAUACUUGCUCCCCUUCUUCUCCAUCUUAAUCUUUAAAAAAAACAAAAAACUCAAACCCAAGCCAAGGGUAAUUUUUACUUGAAACUAGGAGAGUGGGGAAGACACUAGAGAGAAGGGGUGAGUCGUGCAGGUGGGCCACCUGCCCCUGGUGUCUGUCCACGUCACUGAGUGCUGUGAGCCAGUGCCUUUCCUGCACCUGAACAUGGAGCCCGCUCUUCCCGCCUGGGUGAAGAGACCUCGCUGCCCAGGGGUAGACCUUGAAGAAGGUGUCUUGGAGAGCCCAGAGGACACUCACGUAUUCAGGUGCCCAUUUUAAGCAUCUUUAAAAUAUUUUAUAGAUAAAAGCAUGCCCUUUCCUGUCGGUGCCACCAGUGGUGCAGUUCCAUCCAUUCUGAAUGGAAAAGUGGAGCCUGCCAGUGCUUUCCUGGGUCACUCCUUCAUCUCCCUUGAUGUGGUGUCCCCUCCCCCUCCCGUCCAUUUCACUGUCGUGGCUGGAUAGCAGAGGGCACCAUGUAGUCCUGACGCAGUCCUGUGUGAUUCCGUGAUCAGUUUUUUCUGUAACUGUCCUUCCAAACCAGUUGAUGUUUGGAAAUUAGGGAAAAAAUUAAAUUCUCACCAAUGGUUGCUGUUACAGUUAAAUCAAUAAAGAUCUUGAGUAUCAA